UCGCCCCUGUCUGCCUCUGAGCCAGCUGGACCAGAGCUUGCACCCAGUAGAGUUAUUUUCCAAAGAAACUGUUCGCAUCUGUUUUAAGCUUGUGUCCUUGGGAACCUCCAAGUCUUCAGAGCAAAUGCCUUUUGUUAAGGUGUCAGGAGGUACCUGACUCCAAGCCAGAGAGGAAGAAGGAAAACCACUGCCCAGGAGAGGUGGGCAAGCGUGGGGGAGGCAGGAGCUCCAAGCAGAUGGCUUCUCCUGCAGCCGGGGUGCCUCUCGCUCCUUCUCAGAAUGGGCUGCCUGGGGAGGAAAACCCUGCCUUUCUUCCUCAUUUUUGUGCCCAUAUAUCUAUGUGGGGCUUUGUUGCAAGAAACCGCACCUGAGAGGCAAAGAAAACCAUUCCUUGAGAGGCUCUGUAGACUAGAAGCACAGUUUUGGAGGUUCCAAGAGGCAACCCUAAAGCACCUGCAGGGCAUCGCCAGAAACUACAACCUGUCCUUCGUCAUGGAGGCCUGGUUCUGGAGCCUGGCCCACGAGAGCCAGGCCGUGGCCCUGGCACUCAGCCAGCUGCAGGCCGCCGUGCAGGGCAACCUGGGCCACCUCAAGACCUGGGUGUGGAAGACUCAGUGCAGAGGCCAGAAGGUGGACAACAGGCUGCUGGCCUUGGGCGCCGCCCUGAGUGAGAGGAGCAAGCAGCGCGCCCAGGAGAGGAAGGGGCAGGAGGAGCAUUGGAACGCCCUUUUGCUGGCCCUGGACGUGCAGGCCGUGCACGGCAUGCUGGCUCGCCUGAUGCCCCUCGUCCAGAGCCAGGGCGCCAGGCUGGCAGCUUUCAAGGGGCGGCUGCAAGUAGCCAGCCCUGGCACCGCCGCCCUGCGCACGCUGCUAGAUGUCCCCCAGGGGUACAGUCAUCUCCAAUUGAGGACCACUGCCAAAGAUUAUGACAAAAGCCCCCAGGUGAAGAGGGGAGUUUGCAACGUGGACCCUGCACUCAUCUUUCCGAACGCGUCCACUGUGAAUGUGAUCUUCUUGCCCGGCUUCUUCACUGGCCUACGGGCCCUGUCUGUCUGCAGCUGGGUCUGCACAGCCUUGGGCCACCUGGGCACCCUCCUCUCGUACACCAGCAAAGAAAAUGACAAGCUGGUUCUGCAUGGCCGAGACUCCCUGCCCCCCGGCUCCAUCCACUCUGUGAUUGGAGACCCGGCCUUCAGGGAGCUGCCCCUCCAGCCACUGCCAGACGGCUGUUGGCACCAUGUGUGUGUCAUCUGGACGUCCAUUCUGGGCCUGGGCAGGUACUGGCUCCACAUGGGCCGAAGGCUAGUGGCCACUGGCUCCCGCUUUGGGGAAGGCUAUGAGAUUCCUCCGGGGGGCUCCCUCAUGCUAGGCCAGGAGCACGAGAGCAUUGGGGGGGGGUUUGAUGGCCCUGAGGCCUUUGUGGGGAGCCUAGCAGGCCUGGCCAUAUGGCACCGGGUGCUGGUCCCCAGGGAGGUCUCAAACCUGGCCACUGGGAAGGAGUUCCUGAUGGGUGCCAUCCUAACACUGGCCAACGCCGCAUCGGUAGACGGAUUCGUGCAAAGGGUGAACUGCACCUGCCUACAGCUCUGUUCCUGA
Messenger RNA from Aethalodelphis obliquidens (Pacific white-sided dolphin), 1596 nucleotides. RefSeq names its product pentraxin 4 (gene PTX4). Lineage: Eukaryota; Metazoa; Chordata; Mammalia; Artiodactyla; Delphinidae. The record is from RefSeq and is a predicted model, not a curated record.